AUGCGCCCAUUAACGGAUGAAGAAAUGAAGACUGUGUUGGACAAGUUGGCCAACUACAUGUCCGACCUCAAAAGCUUGAUCGCGCCCCUCGAAGACGGCGACCGCUAUGUCAUGCGACUCAACCACUCCCGCGUAUACUACGUCAAGCUCUCCAUCGCCAACCUGGCCACCAGCAUCAGCCGCGACGCCCUCCUCAGCCUCGGCACCUGCUUGGGGAAGAUGACCAAGUCGGGCAAGUUCCGCCUGCAUAUCACGGCGCUCCCCAUCAUCGCAUCCGGUGCUCGUCACAAGAUUUGGGUCAAGGAUAACGGGGCGCAGCCGUUCUUGUAUGGGUCCAACGUGGUCAAGGCGCAUGUUGGGCGGUGGUCGGAGGACUGUCCCGAACACCAGGGAUGUGUGAUUUAUAGCAUGUCGGAUGUGCCGUUGGGGUUUGGUGUGACUGCGAGGAGUACGACCGAGGCGAGGCGGUUGGAUCCCACGGGCAUCGUGUGUUUCCGGCAGGCGGAUUGCGGAGAGUAUCUCCGUGACGAGGACACUUUGUUUGCUGGGUAA
Dichotomopilus funicola is the source of this 552-nucleotide messenger RNA. RefSeq lists its product as uncharacterized. Gene Ontology annotation, cellular component: nucleolus; preribosome, large subunit precursor; nucleus. NCBI's taxonomy places the organism in Eukaryota, Fungi, Ascomycota, Sordariomycetes, Sordariales, Chaetomiaceae. Gene Ontology annotation, molecular function: RNA binding. The coding region runs from base 1 to 552 and encodes 183 amino acids. Gene Ontology annotation, biological process: ribosome assembly; ribosomal large subunit biogenesis. The record is from RefSeq and is a predicted model, not a curated record. The transcript is spliced from 5 exons.